AUGGAGUUCGAAGACAAGAAGAGUUCAACCACCAACUCUGAGGAUUCUUUUGCCUUGCCUCGUGAAUAUUGUUGUCUUUUGCAUACGAACAGUACUGUUCAAUGCACCCGUGAUGAUUUAUUCCUGACCAACUCGAAUUUUAUCGAUAGCGGGGCUACGAUCAAUGCUGUCAGCCCUGAAUUUUGUCAGCGUUCUCAAUUGGAAGACCGGAUCGGAGAUCACGGAGUUGAGAUACCGAUAACACUGGCGAAUAAGCAAGAAAUGAAAGUUCGCAAGCGAACACUACGACUGCAUUUGUUUAUCGACUCUUUCGAUCCUUACGUCGGUGAAUUUCUCGUGCUUUCUGUACCGGAAAACCAAGAUAUCCUGCUUGGGAUGCCAUGGCUAAAGGCUGUGAACCCAGACAUCGACUGGAUCGAGGAAACAAUCAAACCUCGGCAAAACUCGUGCGGUAAAUACUUUCAGCAGGGGUUCUACUCGGUGACAAGUGGUGAAACGAAAUUUAUAACGAGCAAACAAUUCAAAAGACUUCUGCGAAAACCUGAGAAGCUUGAU
Messenger RNA from Phytophthora sojae, 555 nucleotides. RefSeq lists its product as hypothetical. The transcript has 2 exons. The record is from RefSeq and is a predicted model, not a curated record. Lineage: Eukaryota; Oomycota; Peronosporomycetes; Peronosporales; Peronosporaceae. The annotation marks the transcript as partial.